AUGGAGCGGCAGUUAGAGCAGUCUUUACGGGAGCAGGCACUGCUGAAAGCACAGCUGACACAGAUAAAGGACUCGCUAAAACAAGCCCAUCUAGACAGGGAUGAGUACGUUCAACAUCUAAAAGGAGAGAGGGCCCGGUGGCAGCAGAGGAUGAGAAAAAUGUCCCAGGAGGUCUGCACACUGAAGAAGGAGAAGAAGGAUAACAUGCGUCUGGUGGAGAAGCUGGAGAGGAGUUUAUCGAAACUCAAACACCAGAUGGCUGAACCCCUGCCCCCGGAGCCCCCAGCAGUGCCCCCUGAGGAGGAGCUGCAGCACCUGAGGAAGGAACUAGAGAGGGUGUCAGCAGAGCUCCAGGCCCACGUGGAAAACCAUCAACACGUAAGUCUCCUGAACCAGGCACAAAAGGAGAGGCUUGGGAGGCAGGAGGAGAGGCUUCAGCAGCUGCCCGAGGCACAGAGCGGCGUCGAGGAGCUGAACAACGAGAACAAGAGCGCACUGCAGUCGGAGCAGCAAGUGGAGGAGCUACAGGAGACGCUGGGCGAGGAGCACCUGGAGGCUUCCAGCCACCAGAAUCAGCAGCUGCAGGACCAACUGAGUCUCACGGCUCUCCCUGGUGAAGGAGAUGGAGGAGAACAUCUGGGCAGUGCGGAGGAGGAGGCACCUCGGCCCAUGCCGAGCCUCCCAGAGGACCUGGAGAGCUGGGAGGCCAUGAGCGGCUGUAUGGACCACCGGGAGGAGAUGGCGGACCUGAGUGAGCUGGUGGAGAAACCGGAACUUCCAUUCAUCGAAUACUGGGGAGAGAGAUGCCAUCAGAAUGUUCAUCAGCUUCUAACAGAGGCAGGGGGCAGUGCCGAGGAUGCAGCAAUGGGAGGAGGACAUCAUCAGGCUGGUCCAGCACAGGGAGGAGAUGAAGGUGAAGCUGCUGGCGCUGCAGGAGAUGCUGUUAAGGCUGGCAGUGACUACAACAGCAAGCACAGCAAACUCCUGACCUCUUCCCAGAACCCAGCUCAUGAGCCCAGUCCAGGAGUCCCAGCCCCCCAGGAGCCUGGGGCUGCCCACAAGCAUGAUGGCUUGUUACCUGUAUGCUGCCUGGUGGCACCUGGGGGAUUCCACAGGGACUGCCAUGGCGCCUACUGGGCGCGGUCCCACCCUGACAGCCAACAGGCUCAGAAGCCUGAUCUAGCGGUGGCCGGGAAGACAGGCUCCCUCCAGGCUGAGUUCAUGGCCCUGCCCCCUGGUGGCCAGAGCCGGCUUCACAGGAUAAGAGCCAGGGAAGCUCCAGGGGCUUUCCAGGAAAAGUGA
This is a messenger RNA of Cercocebus atys (sooty mangabey), 1302 nucleotides long. Its product is annotated as putative golgin subfamily A member 8F/8G. NCBI's taxonomy places the organism in Eukaryota, Metazoa, Chordata, Mammalia, Primates, Cercopithecidae. Gene Ontology annotation, cellular component: cis-Golgi network; Golgi cisterna membrane; Golgi cis cisterna. The transcript has 12 exons. Gene Ontology annotation, biological process: Golgi organization; spindle assembly. Bases 1 to 1302 code for a protein of 433 amino acids. The record is from RefSeq and is a predicted model, not a curated record.